Chaetura pelagica (chimney swift) is the source of this 3759-nucleotide messenger RNA. It is a transcript of the gene ZNF335, whose product is annotated as zinc finger protein 335. Gene Ontology annotation, biological process: regulation of gene expression; brain development; positive regulation of neurogenesis. Lineage: Eukaryota; Metazoa; Chordata; Aves; Apodiformes; Apodidae. Gene Ontology annotation, cellular component: nucleus. The coding region runs from base 1 to 3759 and encodes 1252 amino acids. Gene Ontology annotation, molecular function: RNA polymerase II cis-regulatory region sequence-specific DNA binding. The transcript has 27 exons. The record is from RefSeq and is a predicted model, not a curated record.
AUGGUGUCAGAGUCCCCCCAGGUCCUGGUCCACUCCAGUGUCAUCACCGAUGGAGCCACAAUUGUGUCAGACUCCACCACGUCCUCUGACCUCAGCUCUGCCAUUGACAAAAUCAUUGAGUCCACGAUCGGGCCCGACAUCAUCCAGAGCUGCAUCGCCGUGACCAGCGCGGAGGAGGGCGGGGCAGAGACCACCCAGUACCUCAUUCUGCAGGGCCCUGACGAUGGUGCUCCCAUGGUGUCCCAGAUGGCUACAUCUGCCCUGGCUGGUAGUUUGGCUGUAGAAGCUGUUGCUGAUGGACCAACCUCCACGUGCCUUGACCAGCCUGGCCCUUCCAAUCCUCCCAAGCAGUCAGAAGUGCUGGAACUGCCAACACGGCAUGAUCAGGCCCAGGAGGUGGACGGUGGGGAGGAGCUAGAGCAGCCAGACAUGGAGACCCUGGAGGAGAUGAUGGAGGUGGUGGUUGUGCAGCAGUUCAAGUGCAAGAUGUGUCAGUACAAGAGUGUCUCCAAGAAAACGCUGAUCAACCACAUGAAGGAGCGGCACUUCCAGCCAGUGGGCUCAGCUCUGGCUUUGAAGAAAGGACGUUCACGAAAGGGGGGUUCCGCUCCGAAGUCUGCGGAGGAGGAGGUGGCAGAAGAGGAAGAAGAUGACGAUAUCAUGGAUGCUGGUGCUAUUGAUGACCCUGAAGAGGACAGUGACUACAACCCGGCCGAGGACGAGCCCCGCGGGCGGCUGCCCAGGCUCAGCUGCACGGUCCCCACGUCCAGCGAGGAGAGGCCGCGGCGACGCCCAGGGAGACCCCGCAAGUGUCCUCGUCUGGAGGACGUGGCCCAGGACAUGCCAGAGGGAGGUGAGGUGGAGCCCUUGGUGCCGCCCCAGAGCCCCCCCAGCCAUGAGCUUCAGAGCUCGGAAGCAGCCAGUUCCUCUGGCCUGGAGAAUGGGAGCAGCGAGAGCCUGGCAGAGCCGAGCAUCAGCCAGUCUGACUCUGAGAACAAGGACCCAUCCUCCAACAUGGGCCCCGAGGAGGCAGACAUGGUCCCCCGGCGGCGCGGGCGGCCCUCCCGCCGCUUCCUGGGCAAGAAAUACCGCAAGUACAUGGGGCGCAGGUACUACUACAAGUCUCCGAAGCCUCUGAUGCGGCCCUACCUGUGCCGGAUCUGCGGCUCGCGGUUCCUCACGCACGACGACCUGCGCUUCCACGUCAACUCGCACGAGGCCAACGACCCGCAGCUCUUCAAGUGUCUGCAGUGCAGCUACCGCUCCCGCCGCUGGUCCUCCCUCAAGGAACACAUGUUCAAUCAUGUGGGCAGCAAGCCCUACAAGUGUGAGGAGUGCAGCUAUACCAGUGUAUACAAGAAGGACGUGAUUCGGCACUCCACAGUGCACAGCCGGGACAGGAAAAAGAGAGCUGAUCCGCCCCCCAAGCUGAACUUCCCAUGCCCCGUAUGCAACCGUGUCUACCCUAUGCAGAAGAGGCUUACACAGCACAUGAAGACACACAGCACAGAGAAACCACACAUGUGUGACAAGUGUGGGAAGUCCUUCAAGAAGCGGUACACCUUCAAGAUGCACCUGAUGACACACAUCCAGGCCAUCGCCAACCGCAGGUUCAAGUGCGAGUUCUGUGACUAUGUCUGUGAGGACAAGAAAGUGCUGAUGAACCACCAGCUGUCACACAUGAAGGACAAGCCCUACAAGUGCAGCUUCUGCAAGUACUCCACCUUUCGUGAGGACUUCCUGGUGUCACACAUGGCUGUCAAGCACACAGGAGGAAAGCCCUUUGCUUGUGAGUUCUGCCACUUCACCACCAAGCACAAGAAGAACCUGCGCCUCCACGUGCACUGCCGCCACGCUGACUCCUUUGAGGAGUGGGCACAGAGACACCCCGAGGAGCCGCCCUGCCUCUCGCUCCCGCAGGCGCGUCUUGGCCCUGUCGCCCUCCACGCGGUCCAGGCCAUCCCGGGGACUGAGCCCCCCGUCCUCUCACAGGACGCCCUGGGAGGGGCCACCAUCAUUUAUGAACAAGAUGUGGGUGGGUCAGCAGAACUGGCCACGCAGACAGCCCUGGACCUGCUGCUGAACAUGAGCACCCAGCGAGAGCUGGCUGCAGGCUCACUGCAGGUGGCUGUGGUGAAGCCAGGGGACACGCAGGGCCCCUGCGAGAUGCAGGAGGAGGGGGCAGAGGGGGGCUCUGAGGAGCCCCGGCAGAAGCUGGUGACGCUGCACAUGGCGGAGCCUGGGGAGACACUGGUGCAGGAGGCAUACGAGGAAGCAGCCCUGGGUGGCUCAGAAUUGCAGCAGAUCACCAUUCCCUUUGGCGGAACAACCGAGUACAGCAUUAUCACCCCCAUCAGUGAAGAGAACCCAGCCCCAGGCACACUGUACAGGUCAGCUGAGGAGAGCUCUGCAGAGACCUCCCACGCUGUUGUGGUGAGCGAAGCUGUGAUGGCUGAGGAGGCUCUGAAGGACCACAGCAAUCACUACGUCAUGUCAUCCGACGUCCCAGGGAGCCAGUUCCAUCACGUGGAGCCCCUCAGUGAGGACACAGCCCUUCCCACGCCUGCAGAGGGCCAGGAGGCACAGCCCACCAGCGUCAAGUGGCCCCUGGUGCAGUGUGUCACCAGGCAGAUCCAGAAGGACUCGUCUUUGUCCCCAGCCUCUGAGGGGCAGGAAGUCUCAUCCCCAAAGGUCAAGUGGCCUGCGCUCCAAGGCGUGGCCAAGAAGCUCUCGUGCAAGGUUUCCACAGCUAAGAAGCUCUCAUGCAAGAUUUCCACAGCCAAAAAGUUUUCCUGCAAGAUUUGCACAGCCAUGUUCACAGGAAGGGCAGAAAUGGAGAGUCACAAAAGAGCCCACAUUGGGCCUAGCACCUUCAAGUGUCCUGACUGCCCGUUCACCGCAGCCCUCUGGCCAGAGGUUCGGAGCCACAUGGUCCAGCAUGCCAGCCUGCGGCCGCACAAGUGCCCCCACUGCAGCUUCGCUUCCAAGAACAAGAAGGACCUGCGCAGGCACAUGCUGACCCACACCAACGAGAAGCCCUUCGCCUGCCAGGUCUGCGGGCAGAGGUUCAACCGCAACGGACACCUCAAGUUCCACAUGCAGCGUUUGCACAGUGUGGAGGCGAAGCAGCCGGCGGCACCUGCGGCUGCUGCCCAGACCAUCAUCCUGAACAGUGACGAGGACACACUGGCCACCCUGCAGACGGCUCUGCAGGCCGGGCAGGCAGUGCUGGCUCCCCCGCGGCUCCAGCAGGCCCUGGGCCAGGAGCACAUCAUCGUGGCACAGGAGCAGAGUGUCACCGUGGCAGAGGAGCAGAGUGUCACCAGCCAGGAGGAGGCUGCCUACAUCCAGGAGAUCACGACAGCUGAUGGACAGACAGUGCAGCACUUGGUGACCUCUGACAACCAGGUUCAGUACAUCAUUGCCCAGGAUGGCGUACAGCACUUGCUUCCCCACGAGUAUGUUGUUGUCCCUGAGGGACAUCACAUCCAGGUACAGGAUGGUCAGAUCACCCACAGCCAGCAUGAGCAGAGCAGCCAGUUCCUCCCGGAGCAGCAGAUCCAGUACAUGCCUGUCUCGCAGGAGCAGCAGCUGGUCACCCAGGCACAGCUGGAGGCGGCUGCACACUCGGCUGUCUCAGCAGUGGCCGAUGCAGCCAUGGCCCAGGCACAGGGCGUGUUUGCCACCGAGGCCACGGCUGAGCAGAUCCAGCAGCUGCAGCAGGGGAUCCACUACGACGUCAUCACGCUGGCAGAAUAG